AUGGCAUUCAGUAAUGAUAGCACAGAGGAAGUUUUACUGAUAUAUCAGCAAAUAUUCCAGGUUGGACUGACUGAGGGACCAAUAUCAAAAGUCACUUUUUCAAUUUUAAUGUCUCUGUUCUUUAUCUAUUUGAAUGCUAUCAUGGUCUAUACUCUUAGGAGUAAGCCUGUUUUUAAAGAGACGCCACGCUACAUUUUGUUUACACACAUGCUUCUAAAUGACUCAAUACAUCUCCUUUUUUCCUCUUUGUUGUAUAUCUUUGGUCUGGCUUAUCUGAAGUUAGUCAUGGCUGCUUGUGCUUUUUUAGUUUUUGUUUCAGCUACAACUUUUAAUAACGCACCUUUAAACCUUGCUGUGAUGUCACUAGAGCGUUAUGUGGCUAUACGCUUUCCUCUAAGACAUGCUGAAAUAGCCACUCAGAAAAGAACUUAUAUUGCUAUUGGAAUUAUUUGGUUUAUUGGUUCUAUAAACUUCAUAAUUGACUUGCUGUAUGGAGUAGUGGUGGAUUCCAGCCUUUUCACAUCACAAAUUUUUUGCACAAGAGAAAGGCUUUUCUUAAAGCAAUGGCAGGUAGAUGUUAAUCGAGGCUUUAGCAUAUUCUACUUUGUGUCAGUGUCUGUGAUCAUCAUUUUCACUUAUAUCAGCAUAUUGAUCACAGCCAGGUCCAUUUCAUCCAAUAAAGACUCUGCUGCAAAAGCUCACAAGACCGUGCUGCUGCACAUUAUUCAGCUGGGCCUGUGCCUCACCUCUUUUCUCUAUAACAUUAUGGAGCGAGCUGCAGCAAUGGCUGGCAGCAGCAGCCUCUUUUUGGAUUUGCGUUAUCUGAAUUAUUUAUUUGUGCUGAUCUUACCACGCUGCCUAAGCCCACUCAUCUAUGGACUGAGAGACGAGGCUGUACGACCUUUAUUUAUCUACUAUUUCCGCUUUGGCACAUGCAUUCACAAGUCUAUAGUCAAUGUACGCUGAAUUGAAGCAAUGUUCAGAUGUUUAAGCAUGCUUGUUAACUUUUAUUUAAGAUUGUAGGAAUGGUUACACAUAGUUAUCAACUAAGUUAAUUAUUUUAUAAUCAGUUAAUUACAUUAUUAUUGUCCAUUUUUUAUUGUCCUUUUGUUUAUUUUUUCUCUCAUGAAUAUUUGUCACAAUAGUGCAUGUUUAAAAUAAAAGUCUCACAACUCAAGGCUAUAUGUGAUAACUUAAGAUUAUUUUACAAGAACAGAUUUACAGAGGUAGGUUAACAUGCAGGACAAAUUAAUAAAUGAAUGAUUAAGUACAUUUAAAAAUGUUUCAUUCUAAUGAUUUGUACAGGAUUAUGAGGUUUUGGUCAUAGCUAUAACUGUGUCAGGUUUCACUGACUGAGGGGACAAAGUCGGUUUUGCAUGAAUAAUGUUGCAGUACUUUACUUAUUUAAAAUAGUUUUUAAAGAAAUAACACAACAUUCUGUUUAACCACUUGAUUCUUUU
Messenger RNA from Tachysurus fulvidraco (yellow catfish), 1460 nucleotides. RefSeq names its product odorant receptor 131-2-like. The coding region runs from base 1 to 966 and encodes 321 amino acids. Gene Ontology annotation, cellular component: membrane. Gene Ontology annotation, molecular function: G protein-coupled receptor activity. The transcript has a single exon. Gene Ontology annotation, biological process: G protein-coupled receptor signaling pathway. Lineage: Eukaryota; Metazoa; Chordata; Actinopteri; Siluriformes; Bagridae. The record is from RefSeq and is a predicted model, not a curated record.